Molecule: messenger RNA, 1626 nt
Organism: Schizophyllum commune H4-8
Lineage: Eukaryota; Fungi; Basidiomycota; Agaricomycetes; Agaricales; Schizophyllaceae
Exons: 6
Coding region: 71-1474 (467 amino acids)
Source: RefSeq, a predicted model, not a curated record
CGUCAUACACGUUGCGUGAUCUAUACUUCUCUAUUUCCUUCUCAUUCGCGCCGCUCCUACCUUGCUUCGGAUGUCCUUCGAAUCGGCGUACUACAGCACCCAAUUCGACGCGACGGUACACGAGGCGUGGGUGGCCGAUCCGCCAGGCGCGCAAGUACCCACCAUUACAGACGACUAUGCGGCGGAGCUGCAAAGACUGCUCGAAGAUGGAUCGAACUUUGGCCCCAUGGACCCCUUUAUGCAGGACCCGCAGUGGCAGACGGCGCAGACAGGCUUUCCAGACAUGAGCUUCGGACUCGACGCGAGCAUACCCACCAUAGACGACGCCGCACUGGAUCAAAUGCUCCUCGAUGCCUUGCAAGCGACUCCCCCGGGAUCGAAUGAAGCCAGCACCUCGCCCGCCGUCUCGCCCGCCACCUCCCACGGCCCUCAAACUCCCCCUUCGGCGACAUCAGAUCAAGCACAAGACGUGAGGAUAGUCACUUACGACGCGCCCAAUCCCCCAAUAAGCGCCGCCGCCCCCGUCCUCUUGCACAAGCCCCCGCAACAACCCACGAAUUGGGGACCUACAUCACUAUAUCAGAAUGGAUACUCGCGAUUCAGCACGUACCCUGCCCCUCUCGUCGCCUCCCCCGCGGACCCCGACCCCUGCGCCACACUUCCCGGCCAGCACGUGACCCCGCAGCGAUUCCGCUCGCGCCCUUCGCGCGCCCCCGAUCCGCGCGCCCUCGCCAGGCAGAACGACCGGACGUACCACCCAUACGCCAGGCCCGAGCCUAGGACGCACGUCCAUAGCCCGCACACCCCUAGCCCGCUCGCCCAGACCUCGUACUCCCCCAGCCCGAACCCAUACUCCCCCAACCCCUACUCCUCAAGCCCCCACUCCGCGGGCCCAUACUCCUCGGGCCCAUACUCCCCGAGUCCAUACGCCCGCAGCGCGCCGCCCCACGGGCGCGUCGUCCUCCCCCACCCGCACCACGUCCUCCUCCCGCGCCGGAGCAAGUUCCGCGCGCAGCCCUGCAUGAAGGUCUUCUUCACCUCGAACGGCGAGGCGCCCUUCCUCCCGGACAUCCUGCUCGGCAACGCGCCCAUCGACGGCGGCGAGGACGCCGUCUUCGAGGGCUGCGGCUGGAUCCGGACGAAGGUCGAGAUAGACCUCCCGCACCUGCUGGACAAGCCGCACAACCUGAACACCAAGGACCGCAAGGGGAAUCCCGUCAAGCGCGAGUUCUUCGCCAAGUACCUCACCAUGGAGAUCCGCAGGCUGUUGGACAGUGUGAGGGAUAAGCCGCGUAUCCGCACCUAUGAAACCGAAGCGGAGCGCAGAAUAUUUGCCUCUUGGCCGCUGGAGCGUAUCUCGUUCGACCGUCUGCGACUUGUUGGGGCCGACUACUACCGGGAGUGGGUGCCGAAGCUGAUACUCGACGAGUCGCAUCUCGUAUGCCCUCAUCAAGCGGUUGUAUGGGAUGUUUGAACGUCUGGGCAAUGACGGUGCGGGACCUACGGCUAUGACCGUAUGGAUACGGACCUUUGACGAACUUGACGACGAAAAGGGACCUAUGUUUUUGGAAGAUCUUGGACUUUCUGUAUAAAUUAGGCGAUAAAUACAUGGUAGCGAUUUCCGCG